AUGCAGGUGACGUUCUGCAGACUUCGGACUCACUAGUGGCGUUUCAUUCUGUUUAAUGUUAUCCUAUCUCAUGCUUUGCUCUUUGGAGCUGACUUCAUGGAAGAAUACUUUUUACAUGCUUUGCCUCACGUCGAUAUGAAAAUUCUUGAAAUUAAGAACAAGGCAAGAAAACCCAACAUGGGAUUCAUAAGAGGUACUCCCUCCAAGGACUAUGUUUUGAGCCAGCCGGAGGCAUGUAACGGGAAGCCCAUCUUUCUGCGUUCUAUCUUCAGUAGUCCAGGGAAUGGAACAAGAAGGGAGUGCAUGAGGACAACCUGGGGUAGUGUGACCAGUGUCCAAGGCUACCCAGUCCUUGCACUGUUUGCUCUGGGAACGGCAGCUCUGGUAACUACCCAGGAAGAGACAGACAUCGAGUCUCAGGAGAAUAACAACAUAAUUGAAGGGAUCUUCUUGGACAGUUCUGAAAACCAAACCCCGAAGAGCAUCUCAAUGAAGCAGUGGGCUGUGACUUUCUGUCCUAAUGCCCUGUUCAUAUUCAAAGCUGACGAAAAGAUGUUUAUCAAUCUACCAGGCUUGGUGGACUAUCUACUCAGUCUAAAAGAACAUCUAGAAGGUAUCUAUGUAGGAAGUGUUACUCACCAAGAUAAUCCUAAUAGAGACCCUAGCCAAGAAUUUGUCCCUCUUAGUGAGUACCCUGGCUGCUGCAGUGAUGAGGCCUUUACAAUGCCCCAAGACGCGGCUCACAUGUAUGUGGUUUUGAAUGAAGCACCUACAGUGAUACCGGCUGAUGCAUUUAUAGGGAUUUGUGCUUUGGAGAAGUCCGAUGGUCUUAUACCCAUCCAUAGCUCAAGGUUUUCUGAGAAGAGACACAUUGUAUAAAACAGAUGUUGCUACAAGUUCAUCUUUACAUCCUCAGAAGCUACAGAUGCUGAAACUUCCCUGGCAUGGAGAGAAAUGAAUGAUGGGAAAGGAUGUUCACUGUUUGAGACUUACUAUGGGCUCAUUUCCUGCAAACUUCUGACAUACCUCGACGGCUUUGGCUGUUUUCACGUGGGGACUGCACAAGGCAAUGCUGUGCACUUUUGUGGGUAGUAUUCACUUGUUUUUAAGUUGCUGUUGGCUCAGUGUAGGAAGCCGCUCUAUGUCCUCAUGUCGUGUAACAGCUCUGGAUCUCUAUUCAUGCCUAGGAAAACCACAAAACGUUCCUAGUGCUCUGAUGUACUCAGUCUUGACAUCUUCUCUUUGAUGUUUUAAGACAUUUAGAUUAGUAUGGUAUGAUUCUUUUCAAAAUAAAGUCUUUCAGAAAAGAGAGAACAUUAAGUUUCAUUCCAACAUAUUGUGGUGUGCAGUGAUACAUAUUUUAAAAAAUUACAUUUUUUAUUUUAUUUGUGUGUGUA
This is a messenger RNA of Myodes glareolus (Bank vole), 1397 nucleotides long. It is a transcript of the gene B3galt9, whose product is annotated as beta-1,3-galactosyltransferase 9. Gene Ontology annotation, biological process: protein O-linked glycosylation. The record is from RefSeq and is a predicted model, not a curated record. NCBI's taxonomy places the organism in Eukaryota, Metazoa, Chordata, Mammalia, Rodentia, Cricetidae. Gene Ontology annotation, cellular component: Golgi membrane. Gene Ontology annotation, molecular function: hexosyltransferase activity.